AAGCAAACACAUCUGCCUUGCUUCACUGACCAAACAGGAAUGUUAUUUAUAGGAGAUGCUAUAAUACAGGUUAAUGGUAUAAAUGUAGAAAGUGCUACCCAUGAAGAAGUGGUACACCUACUGCGAAAUGCUGGCGAUGAAGUUACCAUCACUGUUCAGUACCUCAGGGAAGCUCCAUCAUUUUUAAAGCUCCCAUUAGGUUCCCCUGGACCAUCCAGUGAUCACAGCAGUGGGGCUUCAUCACCUCUCUUUGACAGUGGCUUACAUUUAAAUGGAAACUCAACGAACACCGCUCCAUCAUCACCUUCUUCACCCAUAGCUAAUGAACCAAAAUACGAGAAGCACUGGCUAGACACCUUAUCAGUUCCUCUGUCAAUGGGUCGAAUCUCAAGGUACAAAGCUGGAACAGAUAAAUUAAGGUUUGUAAUCUAA
Molecule: messenger RNA, 432 nt
Organism: Athene cunicularia (burrowing owl)
Lineage: Eukaryota; Metazoa; Chordata; Aves; Strigiformes; Strigidae
Gene: SNTG2
Product: syntrophin gamma 2
Exons: 6
Coding region: 40-432 (130 amino acids)
Cellular component (GO): dystrophin-associated glycoprotein complex; intracellular anatomical structure
Molecular function (GO): structural molecule activity; protein binding
Source: RefSeq, a predicted model, not a curated record